GCCCUGCGCCCUCCAUCUGGGUGGGUGAGCCAGCGAGGGCAACUGCGGGCCGCGGUGCGCUGUGGGAUACUGGCGGUAUAUAGUCUAUCCUCCGUGCGGCGUUAGCGAAGGGGGCCAGGCGGGAGCGGGGUAUGAAGAUGGCGGACGCCAAGCAGAAGCGGAAUGAGCAGCUGAAGCGCUGGAUCGGCUCCGAGACCGACCUGGAGCCGCCCGUAGUCAAGCGUAAAAAGACCAAGGUGAAGUUCGACGACGGCGCCGUCUUUCUGGCCGCCUGCUCCAGCGGGGACACCGAGGAGGUGCUGCGGCUGCUGGAGCGGGGCGCCGACAUCAACUACGCCAAUGUGGACGGGCUCACCGCGCUCCACCAGGCUUGUAUAGAUGAUAACGUAGAUAUGGUGAAAUUUCUGGUGGAAAAUGGAGCAAAUAUUAAUCAACCAGAUAAUGAAGGCUGGAUACCUCUACAUGCAGCUGCUUCCUGUGGAUAUCUUGAUAUAGCAGAGUAUUUAAUUAGUCAAGGAGCACAUGUAGGAGCUGUAAAUAGUGAAGGAGACACUCCAUUAGAUAUUGCUGAAGAAGAGGCAAUGGAAGAGCUGCUUCAGAAUGAAGUAAAUAGACAAGGUGUUGAUAUCGAGGCAGCUCGGAAAGAGGAAGAAAGAAUAAUGCUGAGAGAUGCCAGGCAGUGGCUCAACAGUGGCCAUAUAAAUGAUGUCAGGCAUGCAAAAUCUGGUGGAACAGCACUUCAUGUGGCUGCUGCUAAGGGCUAUACAGAAGUCUUAAAGCUUUUAAUACAGGCUCACUAUGAUGUAAAUAUUAAAGAUUAUGAUGGCUGGACACCACUUCAUGCUGCUGCUCACUGGGGUAAAGAAGAAGCAUGUCGCAUUUUAGUGGAAAACCUCUGUGAUAUGGAGGCUGUCAACAAAGUGGGGCAGACAGCAUUUGAUGUGGCAGAUGAAGAUAUUCUAGGAUAUUUAGAAGAAUUACAAAAGAAGCAGAAUCUGCUUCAUAGUGAAAAAAGGGAAAAGAAAUCUCCCCUAAUUGAAUCCACAGCCAACAUGGAUAAUAAUCAGACACAGAAAACAUUCAAAAAUAAAGAGACACUGAUUAUGGAGCAAGAAAAGAAUGCAUCUAGUAUAGAGUCUCUGGAGCAAGAAAAAGCAGAUGAAGAGGAAGAAGGAAAGAAGGAUGAAUCCAGCUGUUCUAGUGAGGAGGAAGAGGAUGAUGACUCAGAAUCCGAAGCAGAGACAGAUAAAACCAAAACCUUGGCAGCUGUUACUAAUAAUGGCAAUACCACAAGUACACAAUCAGCAUCAGUAGCUGUGACAGCACCUUCUGUAGCUGGUGGCCAAGGAGCACCUACAUCACCUGUUAAGAAGUAUGAUUUCAUUCCUCCUGUCAUGCCUGUCGUGGAGUCAGUAGAUCCUGCAUCGUGGAGGCAGGGCUUGCGCAAAACUGGCAUUGUUCUUGUGCCCAAUAAGGGUGAAAAGUCUAUGUUUCCGACACCUACAACAAAGGUUUCUCCCAAAGAAGAAGAGAGAAAAGAUGAAUCUCCUGCUUCAUGGAGGUUAGGUCUUAGAAAAACUGGUAGUUAUGGUGCACUUGCUGAGAUUACUGCUUCCAAAGAAGCUCAGAAAGAAAAGGACUCUGCAGGUGUUAUGCGUUCUGCUUCAAGUCCCAGACUUUCCUCUUCGUUGGACAACAAAGAAAAGGAGAAAGAUGGAAAAGGAACUCGACUUGCAUAUGUUGCACCUACAAUACCAAGACAACUGGGCAGUACUUCUGACAUUGAUGAAAAAGAAAACAGGGACUUGUCUGCUAGCUCAAUACGAGGUGGCAGUUCCUACACCAGGAGAAAAUGGGAUGAAGAUGUCAAGAAAAACAGUUUGAAUGAAGGCCCUACGUCAUUAAAUACAAGUUAUCAAAGAAGUGGCUCCUUUGGUAGAAGACAAGAUGAUUUGAUUAGUUCUAAUGUUCCAAGUACUGCAUCAACAGUUACCUCUUCUGCUGGUCUUCAGAAAACACUGCCAGCCAGCACAAACACUACUACAAAGAGUACAACGGGUUCUACUUCAGCAGGUGUACAAAGCAGUACCUCAAAUCGUUUGUGGGCUGAGGAUAGUACUGAGAAAGAAAAAGACAGUGUUCCUACAACAGUGACGGUUCCUGUUGCACCAUCUGUUAUAAAUGCUACAGCCACUACCACAGCCAUGACUACAGCUACUUCUGGCACUGUGUCCUCAACGUCAGAGGUCAGGGAGAGACGGAGAUCAUACCUCACUCCAGUACGUGAUGAAGAGUCAGAGUCCCAAAGAAAAGCUAGAUCCAGGCAAGCAAGACAGUCUAGAAGAUCUACGCAGGGUGUAACACUGACAGAUCUUCAGGAAGCUGAAAAAACUAUAGGAAGAAGUCGUCCCACGCGAACCAGAGAGCAGGAAAAUGAAGAAAAAGAAAAAGAAGAGAAAGAAAAGCAAGACAAAGAGAAACAAGAAGAAAAGAAAGAAUCUGAAACUAAAGAUGAUGAUUAUAGACAAAGAUAUUCCCGAACUGCUGAAGAGCCUUAUCAUCGCUAUAGACCAACUUCAACUUCUUCAUCAUCCACCUCCUCGCUCUCCACCUCCAGUAGCUCUCUUUCAGCUUCAAGUCAACUAAACAGACCAAACAGCCUUAUAGGUAUAACUUCUGCCUAUUCUCGGAGUGGAACAAAGGAAAGUGAGAGAGAAGGGGGCAAAAAAGAGGAAGAAAAGGAAGAGGAUAAGUCACAGCCUAAGUCUAUAAGGGAAAGGCGGCGACCAAGAGAAAAACGACGAUGUACAGGAGUUUCUUUUUGGACACAAGAUAGUGAUGAAAAUGAUCAGGAGCAUCAGUCUGAUUCAGAAGAAGGAACAAAUAAGAAAGAAACUCAGAGUGAUAGCCUUUCCAGAUACGAUACAGGGUGCCUCAGCACAUCUUCAGGUGAUCGCUAUGAGUCAGCGCAGGGGCGGUCAGCAUCGCAGAGCUACCUUGAAGAUCGAAAACCAUACUGCAGUAGGCUAGAAAAAGAAGAUAGCACUGAUUUUAAGAAGCUUUAUGAGCAGAUUCUAGCUGAAAAUGAAAAACUGAAAGCACAGUUACAUGAUACCAACAUGGAACUCACAGAUCUUAAGCUACAGUUGGAGAAGACAACUCAGAGACAAGAAAGAUUUGCUGACAGAUCACUCUUGGAAAUGGAGAAAAGGGAAAGAAGAGCUCUAGAAAGAAGGAUAUCUGAAAUGGAGGAGGAACUGAAAAUGCUACCAGACCUGAAGGCAGACAACCAGAGGCUAAAAGAUGAAAAUGGGGCCUUGAUCAGAGUUAUAAGCAAACUUUCCAAAUAAAGGCUUUACUGCAGCAGCAAAUAACAGCAUUGCACAUCACUGGUAACUCCAGUGGACCAUAGUAUGGCAGUCACUGGAAGUGUGGGAAGAUCGCUUGGAGACUGUCAUUUUCAGAUAUCCUGCCAAACGCCCUCUUACCUGUGUGUUUUUUUGUAUCAAGAUCAUUGUUUCUGUUAAAAUGCAGCUGCUGAGAAGAUAAAACAACUGAGAAAUCUUGUUUACAGCUACAGCAUAAUAAGGAAAGUGUCCAAGGCCAGAUACGCCUCAGAUAUUUAACCAGUAAGCCUUAGUUGUACAUAAACACUUUUACAUCAACAAAAGCUUUCAGCUCUCACAGAAGACAGUUACUCAAUAAUGUUUUUUGUUGUGCCACAAUUCCCAGGUUUUUUCUAUACUCAGUUUUUCUUUAAAUCUUAAGUUUGGAUUUUUUUUUCCCUUCUAAUUAUUCAUGUACCAGAUUUUCUUGUACAGUGUUUUCACAGCUUUACCACUUGCAGAGACCACACACCCUUUUAAAUUACGUAUUUGUGUAGCUACCUAGAGUUGCAUUGUCCAACCACCUGGAACAGAGAUGUUUGGUGGAACAUUUGCUUUCACUGUUUGUGCAAUAUACAUUUAUUUCCUAUACAAAAUGCUUUAAAAGUCAGUUGAAACUAGAAAUAUUUUAAGAGUCCUGUUUUAUGCCUUUAUUGGUCACUUUAAAAAAAAAAAAAAGUUUUUAGUGAAAGAUGUUAGAUCCUGUAAUCAUCACAUUCAUUUGAGCAGGUACUGAGUGAUGCUGUAUAUAUAAAUGUGUACUGGUUUGAUUUUUCAGACCACCACAUGGCAUGCUUGAAUAUAUUUCCGUAUUGCAAAUGUCUGUUAAUGCAAAUUAGGCUAUUCCAGAAUAGUGUGUUUAACAAAGUUCAUUAAUUUUUAUGGUAUAAAGAAUUUAGACAUUGUACAUUGUAUGGAGCCCUAUCUUUACAAGAGGUCUAAACUAUAUAAAAUACUUUAUCUUUUCCUCCCGUUUUUGGUUUUGUUUUUUUUCAUUUGGUAGUGUUCACCAUAAUAAAAAUUUGCAUAAAUAUAACUGCUUCACUACAUUUCACAUACCUGUAUUUAUCUGAGUGCUGUCCAAAACUGUUGUGCUAGCCAAAAUAAUGUACUAAAUCAUUUGAGAAACGUAACCCAUUACACUCACAUUAAUGUUUAUAUGCACUGUUGUUGCCAUGUGAGAAGGCAUCCAGUUUGAUAACACCAUCACAUCAGACCAUUUUAUACAUUUCAGUGGCCUUUAAAAACAAAAAAAGUACUUACGUGAAGAUCGCUUUUAUUAGAAACAGCUUUUAUAUUUUCACUAAACCAUUCAAAUGACAACAUCCUAUUGGCACAUAGUUUAUUGCCUAAAACCACUGAACAGAUCAGCCAUCAAAACAAAUUGUACAUUGUAAAGCUUGUAGUAGCUAUUGUAUUAUUGAUUAUAUUGUAUACUAUAUUAAAUGUGAAUUUGUACCCCUUCAUUUAAAAAGGUCAUUGUGUUCUACUGCCUACUUGGGGUGGGGGGGGGAUUAGUUUUAUGGGGGUGGGAUAUGUUUUGGUAAGGAAGACAUGUGAUGUCCUCUCUUUGUUGAUUGGUUUUUUGAAGAUGUAAGGUUAUGCUCUUACUACCAAGCUCAGGAUUCUUGAUUUUAAAGGUACACAGAUAGUUUGAGAUAUCUUGUUGUAACUGAUCUGUAUGAGAGGUGGGUCUGAACCAUAGGGACUUCCAUUGUCUUAUGCUAACAUAAAAUAAAGAAUUGAAUGGCUGCAACAUACUAAGUUCUGUUACAAGACAGUUAGGCAUAUUCUGGAUUAUAUUUGGUAAAGUUUGGGUGCCUGUGAAUGAUUAAAUACGUGUUUCUAAUAUUUUAGUGUUUUAUAUUUAGGUUAUUUAUUCUUUAUAUCUAAAAAAUGAAUGGCUACUGUGCUAUAUUGAUUUUAUUGGUAGUACCAAGCAGACCUUGUAUCUGCAUGAAACUAGUUGCAAAACCCACUAUUUUGGAAAAAAAAAAUGUAUUUUGACAUAUACAAAUAAAAUGAAUACAAACUA
Calypte anna (Anna's hummingbird) is the source of this 5421-nucleotide messenger RNA. RefSeq names its product protein phosphatase 1 regulatory subunit 12A (gene PPP1R12A). The record is from RefSeq and is a predicted model, not a curated record. Gene Ontology annotation, molecular function: phosphatase regulator activity; protein kinase binding; enzyme inhibitor activity. NCBI's taxonomy places the organism in Eukaryota, Metazoa, Chordata, Aves, Apodiformes, Trochilidae. The coding region runs from base 132 to 3350 and encodes 1072 amino acids. Gene Ontology annotation, cellular component: cytoplasm; A band; Z disc. Gene Ontology annotation, biological process: signal transduction. The transcript is spliced from 26 exons.